UUUGCACUAAAAAUUAACGAAGUUUCGUGAAUACGACGUUGCGAUUGUGAUUGAAAGUAUUUUUGGAAACGAUCGUGUUUUACGAUUUGAAAUGAAUCUUUCGAAUAUGUUGGUUGAGCCUAAAUUGACGAACACGUCACCAAAUUUCGGCAGAUCACCCGAUACACAAAACGAGAUAUUGCAAUCUCUGGGUACACCUCAUAUUGAAUCCUUUAAUUACAUGCUGGAAGAUGGCCUUUAUCAAAAUUUAAAGGAUAACACGCCUGUAUAUGUAACUCUUCCUAAUAGCGACAAGAUAGUUCUUUGGCUGGACGAUGUACAUAUCUAUAAGCCUGCUGCUCCUACUAAUACAAUUGGUUUGAAAUCAUAUAAAAUAUAUCCAUCGGAAUGUCGACAAAGAGGUGUCACUUACAAGGGUAAGAUAAUUGCCAGGAUUGGAUGGUCCAUUAAUGGCAAAGAACAGGAGAUUCUUGAGAAAGAUUUGGGAGAGGUUCCAAUCAUGCUCAAGUCUAAUCGGUGUCAUUUAAACAAAAUGAGCCCUAAGGAAUUAGUCGCACAUGGCGAACAUGAACAAGAAUGGGGUGGAUACUUCAUAAUCAAAGGUUUGGAGCGACUCGUACGUAUGCUAAUAAUGACAAGGCGAAACUAUCCCAUCGCUGUCAAGAGACCAAUUUGGAAAGGUCGCGGCGAGCAAUUCAGCGACUUAGGUAUUCUUUUGAGAAGCGUUCGGGAUGACAACUCUACCGUUAAUAAUACCCUGCACUAUGUGACCGAUGGUUCUGCAAAAUUUGCGUUUGCAUACAAAAAAGCUACAUACUAUGUGCCAUUAAUACUGAUGUUAAAAUGUUUGAAAGAUGUAACUGACUUAUGCAUUUAUAAAGCAUUACUCGCUGGAUGCGAGGAUGAUCUUUAUUACAAUAAUAGUAUCAUGAAUAUGUUACGUGCUGUACAUGAAGAGGGCCUACACUGGCACGAACAAUGUAAAGCAUACAUAGGAAAGAUGUUUAGAGUAAAGUUUUCCGAAUUACCUGAAGAUGCGACUGAUAUAGACGUUUGUGAUUACAUUGUUAAGAAUUGUGUCGCUAUUCAUCUUGACGAACCUGCUGAUAAAUUCGACUUGCUUGUAUUUAUGACCAAAAAACUGUUUGCCUUUUCAAAUAACAAAUGCGCCGUUGAGGGUGUGGACUCCGUGAUGAUGCAAGAAUGUUUAAUGGGCGGGCACUUGUAUCUACAGGUUCUCAAUGAAAAACUGUGUUCAUGGCUGGUUGGGGUUAAGCAUCAUAUUCUGAAGCGUGCCAAGAGUGCUGGUAAUAGAUACACCUUAAGUGUGCAGGAAAUGUUGAAUGUUACUAAGUUACGGUGCAACAUUGAUGCACAAAUGGAAUACUUUUUGUCCACUGGAAGUAUAAGGUCAUCUUCCGGUUUGGGACUUACGCAAUCCUCUGGUCUUACGAUUGUUGUGGAAAAUAUCAAUAGGAUGCGUUAUAUGAGUCAUUUUCGUGCGAUACACAGAGGCGCAUUCUUUCAAGAAAUGAGAACUACUGAAGCUAGACAAUUGUUGCCUGAUGCAUGGGGAUUUAUCUGUCCGAUUCAUACACCGGACGGUGCUCCAUGCGGGUUGCUCAACCACUUGACAAUGAAUUGUAUUGUUACAAAACAUCCGAAUGCAAAAUUGAAAGCCGCGAUACCUACAGUACUGGUUGACCUCGGAAUGACUCCGUUACCUAUCGCAGAUGAUUGGAAAAAUUCAUAUAACGUAAUGUUGGAUGGGAAAUUGAUUGGCUUGAUUGAAGACAAAAUUAUUAAUAAAGUAGUCUACGAACUGAGAUUACGUAAGAUAAAGGGUAAAGAAAUACCAUCAACACUGGAGAUUGCAUUAGUUCCAAAGAAAAAUGUUCCAGCUCAGUAUCCGGGAUUGUUCUUAUUUACUAGCGCGGCUAGAAUGAUGAGACCGGUGAUAAAUCUAGCUGCACAAAAAAUCGAGUAUAUAGGAACAUUUGAACAAAUUUAUCUGGAUAUUUGCGUGAUUUCUCAAGAAGUUUACGAAGGGAUGACGACUCAUCAAGAGAUAAGCCAGACAACAAUCUUCAGCAAUUUAGCUAAUCUCAUCCCGAUGCCGGAUUGUAAUCAGAGUCCAAGAAAUAUGUACCAAUGUCAGAUGGGUAAACAAACAAUGGGUACACCGUGCCACAAUUGGCAACAACAGUCACAAACGAAAUUAUAUAGACUACAAACGCCUGCCACACCACUUUUUAGGCCGGUACAUUAUGACAAUAUUAACAUGGACGACUUUGCGAUGGGUACCAAUGCGAUAAUUGCUGUUAUCUCAUAUACAGGAUACGAUAUGGAAGAUGCAAUGAUCAUCAACAAGUCGUCGUACGAACGUGGCUUCGGGCAUGGAUCGAUUUAUAAAUCUGAAUUUGUUGAUUUGAACGAUAAAAAAAGUUAUUUUGCUCGCGAUCCGGCUAAACCUGACCUUGCGAAAACAAUAGAUGUUGACGGUUUGCCUAUGAUAGGUAUUGCUAUAAAAGAAGGAGACGCGUACUAUUCCUAUUACGAUGCUGAUAGCGCCCAGUAUGUCAUUGGAAAGUAUAAAAGUGCAGAAACCGCUUAUGUCGACAACGUAAAACUGUGUGGCUCGUUAGGCAAUCAUGAUAUCCGAAGAGCGUGCAUUACAUUCCGUAUUCCUAGGAAUCCCAUUGUUGGAGAUAAAUUUGCGUCAAGAGCGGGACAAAAAGGAAUUCUCUCGCGAUUAUAUCCCAUCGAGGAUUUACCAUUCACGGAGACCGGAAUGGUUCCUGAUAUUAUAUUCAAUCCGCACGGUUUCCCGAGUCGUAUGACAAUCGCUAUGAUGAUUGAAGUGAUGGCCGGGAAAUCGGCAGCUGUGCAUGGAUUGGUUCACGAUGCCACACCCUUUAGAUUUGACGAAGAGAAUACAGCCAUAGACUACUUCGGAAAAUUAUUAGAACUCGGUGGUUAUAAUUAUUAUGGAACUGAGAGAAUGUACUCAGGCAUUUAUGGAUGCGAGUUAACUGCCAACAUCUUCUUUGGCAUUGUGCAUUAUCAAAGAUUGCGACAUAUGGUCUCUGAUAAGUGGCAGGUGAGAAGUACUGGACCGAUUGAUCAGCUCACAAGACAACCCAUUAAAGGUCGUCGACGCGGCGGCGGUAUUCGAUUCGGAGAGAUGGAACGAGACGCUCUUAUUUCUCAUGGUUGCUCAUAUCUUCUCCAAGACCGUCUCUUUCAUUGUUCUGAUAAAAUAACGACUUUAGCGUGUCAAAAGUGCGGCUCAAUACUUGGGCCAGAAUUAACAGUGAAAAGUAGAAUUGAUGACGACGAUAAGAAGUGCCGUUUGUGCGGCGAAGAAGAUACCGUGGACGAAAUUGAAAUUCCAUAUAUCUUUAAAUAUCUUUUAAUACAGCUAGCAUCCUGCAAUAUAAACGUUAAAUUGAAAUUUAGGAAAGUUUGAGAGAAUCAUGAGAAUGCAUCUGUAUAUAUAUCUGUAUAUAGCGUAAUGCGAGUAUGUAUAUCGUGUGUACAAUUUUUCUCAACAGAAUAAAAUUUUAUUUUUUUUUCUAA
Messenger RNA from Solenopsis invicta (red fire ant), 3579 nucleotides. It is a transcript of the gene RpI135, whose product is annotated as DNA-directed RNA polymerase I subunit RPA2. The coding region runs from base 92 to 3469 and encodes 1125 amino acids. Gene Ontology annotation, cellular component: RNA polymerase I complex; nucleus. Gene Ontology annotation, biological process: DNA-templated transcription. The record is from RefSeq and is a predicted model, not a curated record. The transcript is spliced from 16 exons. Gene Ontology annotation, molecular function: DNA-directed RNA polymerase activity; DNA binding; ribonucleoside binding. Lineage: Eukaryota; Metazoa; Arthropoda; Insecta; Hymenoptera; Formicidae.